GGAAGCAGCAUCACCGCUGCCAACCACGGCCGUGACAGAGACAGACAUGCAUGAAUGGGAGAGAACAUGGAUGAUGUGCGAUAAUAACGAAAGAUGCCAAGACCAUCUCGAUCCGCUCUCGCCCAACUGCGUACGCCAGACAGAGCACACAGCAUCGCUCACUCGUGACUACACAGUGACCACACAGUCCGGAGAUAUGGAGAAAAACCCACCGCAGCCUAACAGAUGAUUCGGAUGGGCUUAAUCAAACAGUUUAUCUAGGUAAACUGACGUUAAUGGUUGGACACACGCGCGUAUCGCUCCGUGGUGCUUAUUUUGUGUCCAGCCUGCUACCGGGAUUGCGUACCACUGUUUGAAACUGUUGGGUGUGCGUGUGUGAUCAUUCUGUACUGUGACGAGCUUGCUCAAGGAUAUAGUUUGAGCUACAGUGCGCGAAACCGCCAAGUGUAUUGCUCGAAUCGAGUUCGUCGCUUACUACUUUGUGCCCAAGUCUUUCGUUUCACAACGCUUGCGCCUUGGAAACAAUACGUUUUACGGCUACUAGACGAGCUGAUAACAUGAUCAUAAACGCAGUGUUAGCGCUCUGAUGCGCAUGCCGAUUGUGUGUGUAUGUGAAUGUGUGUAUCUGUGUGUUUUUCGUGCCUUUUUAUCCUCGCAGCAUGGGAUUUAGUGACAAUUGUAGCAAAAUGAGUGAUCUGAACCUGCUGCCCAAGAAGCACACCAACUUCAGCAUCGAGCGUAUCCUGCUUAAACAAACUGCCGCCUCACCUUCCGACGGUAGUGGCGCGCCAACCACUAUGUCCCACUCACCCCAGCCACAGUUCGAGUUGCUCGAGCAAAAAGUGGACCUGACGGUUAAAACGUGCCUGAAAAUAGUUCAAUCGGCCACCGACCACCGUACGGCCGCAGGCUCCACUUCCGCCUGCACGGUGACCUCGAAGAAUGUUAUCCCGCUGGCCACCGCCGGAGACACCGGAACUUCGAUCGUGGCCCCUUCCUCCCAAACGCUUCUACUCGCCGGUCCGCACCGGCCACUGAACCGCGUUCUAGACAACCCGUGGUGCUCCCGGGGACCUCUCAUGUUCGAUCCCAAGCUCAUCAGUGGCCCCGGUCCCGCCGCCAGCUUCGGUGGCGGUACUCCCCACAAACCUGCCCAUUCAUCCCGGGGUGCCGUCGGCGAUGCUGCUCUCGGACUGCUCGGACCUGUCACACCGCCGUCACCCUCGUCGGCAGCAUCACCGUCGUUGGCGUCGUCGUCGUCGCCGUCGUCGUCACUCAUCAAAGCGGAAGUCGAGAGAAAAGUGGUGCUAAGCGCGUAUGCUAAUAAUAGUGUAAUUGAACGAAACAGAUUAUCUAUCAAUUAUCCUUAUCCGGUCGGACUGUUCAACGCGUACGCCUCGGCAGCGGCGGUCGCGGCAGCAGCAGCCGCCACCGUAUCAUCGGUUCACCAGUACCAGCAUCAUAAUCAGCAGCAGCGCAUGACCCCGUCAGCCCCGCCCGAUGCGUUGCUUGCCGCGGGUACAGCUUCGGCAUCGAUCGGCAUCUCGAUGCAACAGCAGCAGCAGCAGCAACAUAAUCAGCCGCAUCCCCGUGCGGCAAGUUUGUCCGCGGCUGCCAUAUUGGCCGGCUCGGGCACGGCUCCACUACACGCUGCCAGUGCUGCACUAUUUAACAGUUUCUAUCAGCUGCAGAAAAGUGAUGAAAACCAGAAUAGCAUCUUCGAUCAGGUUAGUGGAGAGGACGAAGGUGCCUCGGAUGGAGGCACAACGGUCACCUCGGGCGAUGGCGGCAAGGACUCGAAAACGGAUCUGUUCCACGCACAUCAUCUACACCAUCAUCAUCAUCAUCUGCAUCACCAUCAUGAGCCGGGCAGUGCGGGGGCCGCCGCCGCCACUGGUACGCUCUGUACGCUCAUGUUUCCCGAGUGCUCUUAUCAGUGUGCAAUUUGUGAUAAGAUUUUCGGAAACCAAGACACGCUUAUGACGCACGAAAAGAGCCACAAAACACCCCGCUUCGAGUGUGAAGAGUGUGGUAAGGGAUUUUCCCAGCUGCGCAACUACAAGUACCACGUGUCGGUGCACCGCGGAACGAAGGAGUUUGCCGCCAAGUGUCCGGAGUGUGGCAAAAUGUUCAACGACAAGGGCUACCUUAGCAGCCAUCUGAAGAUCCAUCGCAAUAAAAAGGAAUACUCGUGUCCCCACUGUCCCAAGUCGUUCAACCAGCGGGUGGCGUUUAAUAUGCAUGUCCGAAUACAUACUGGUGUUAAACCGCACAAGUGCAAUGAGUGUGGAAAGCGCUUUUCGCGCAAAAUGCUUCUCAAGCAGCACCUGCGCACCCACUCGGGAGAGAAACCGUACCAGUGUUCCGUGUGUGGUAAAAGCUUUGCCGAUCGUAGCAAUAUGACACUGCAUCAUCGAUUGCACUCCGGCAUCAAACCGUUCGCGUGUCCCAUCUGCCCAAAGGCGUUCACCAAAAAGCAUCAUCUCAAAACGCACCUCAACUAUCACACCGGCUACAAACCGUACAAGUGUCCGCAUCCAAACUGUGGCCAAAGCUUUACACAGUCAAGCAACAUGAGGACGCACGCCAAGAAAUGCCAGUUUAAGCCGCCAGAUUCCGAGUUUGUCUGAUCGAGAUCCUUGCUGCUGCCGCCGCUGCUAGUGCUGAGAGGCAAAUCUGUUGAUGUGAUAUUCUCUUUUAACGCAACUAUCUUAGUAUGAGGAUGUAGCCAAUUAUACAUAAUUUAUUUACCCGUAAUAAAUAUUUUACUGUCGAAACUAAAACUGUUCGUUGGCUGGGAGAACGAAGCGGACUAGUAAAUACAAGUAAAAAG
Anopheles gambiae (African malaria mosquito) is the source of this 2833-nucleotide messenger RNA. RefSeq names its product zinc finger and SCAN domain-containing protein 2. Gene Ontology annotation, molecular function: DNA-binding transcription factor activity; RNA polymerase II cis-regulatory region sequence-specific DNA binding. The transcript has 4 exons. Lineage: Eukaryota; Metazoa; Arthropoda; Insecta; Diptera; Culicidae. Bases 660 to 2630 code for a protein of 656 amino acids. The record is from RefSeq and is a predicted model, not a curated record. Gene Ontology annotation, biological process: regulation of transcription by RNA polymerase II.